Messenger RNA from Stegastes partitus (bicolor damselfish), 883 nucleotides. Its product is annotated as retinoic acid receptor responder protein 3-like. Lineage: Eukaryota; Metazoa; Chordata; Actinopteri; Pomacentridae. Gene Ontology annotation, biological process: N-acylphosphatidylethanolamine metabolic process. The record is from RefSeq and is a predicted model, not a curated record. Gene Ontology annotation, molecular function: glycerophospholipid phospholipase A1 activity; A2-type glycerophospholipase activity. The coding region runs from base 37 to 573 and encodes 178 amino acids. Gene Ontology annotation, cellular component: cytoplasm. The transcript is spliced from 4 exons.
ACAGUUCAAGUAGUGACUAACCAGGUGGAGGCAGCUAUGGACUAUGAUCAGCAGGUCGAGCACAUUGAGACCAAUGCCAAAUUUGGAGACCUGAUAGAAUUUGACUACCCCAUCGGAUUUUCACACUGGGGAGUCUACGAUGACGACGGAUAUGUGAUCCAUUUUGCUGUUCCAGACGAGGGGCCAGUUAUGAGCACAAUACGUAGUUACCUGCAAGCCGUCGUCCAGGUAUGUGGAGACCUUCUUCUUGGGGAAACCAGGAUCCGUAGAGUGCGUCUUGCUGAAAUUAACGUUCCCCAAGGAGCCCAUGUCUUGGUCAGAAACAACGGCCACGCUUUCCCUCCAUCAGCGCCGGAGGACAUGAGGCUACGUCUGGAUGCUCUUCUGGAUCAUCACUUCCAAUAUCAGCUUUUCACUCUAAACUGCGAACACUUUGCUACUUUCAUACGCUACGGAAAAUCUGUCUGCAACCAGAUUCCUACAAGACCCAAGAACGUGGAGAAUGUCGACGCAACUGAAGUGUUUCAAGCCAUCGUCGAUUCCAAACAAACGGCUGAGGACGAUGCUGAAUGAGCCCUUUUAAAAACUUACAUUUUCCGUUUAUUAAAUGAACUGAGCUCUACUCACGGUCUAGAUUAGAUUAGAUUAGAUAGAACUUUAUUGAUCCCUUUCGUGGGGGUACCUCAGGGAAAUUGUUGGUCGAGCAUGCCACCGCAAACACUGAAGACUUUCUCUUUGGCCCUCUAUGGAACUGGGAUUAUUUUUCUUUUGUCAGUUACAGACCGGAAAAUAUGAGUUAUUGGGCUGCAACUAAUUGUUGUUUUGCAUGCUGAUAAAUCUGUAAAUAUCACAUAAUAAACUGAACGAUGGUUUUGUAAGUAAA